GCGACGACUCCCGUAUGGUCGCCGCCGAUCUGCGGAGUCGGCAUGGCGCCAGGCAGACAAAAUGCUGCGGUUUCAAUUUAUAGGAGGGGUUCCUCGAAUGUUCUCCUGAGUCCUGACAUGUACGGAGUACGCUCGCCGGCAUAGCGAUAUAUAUAUACAUGGCGCGUCCGAUUGCCACCAUCACCACCACCACCUCCCAGUACUAGUCUAGUAUCCGCAGCCGGUACUGAUUGCCCUUGGAGACGACUCCAGGAAUACAAUUUACCUCACUUGCUCCCCAAGCUGUCUCUGGCACCAGUUCACAGGCAUCAUGACGACCGUCACCGCUCCAGCGCCCUGGAUCACCAGCAGCCAACAAUGUACGCUCGAGACGUGUCCCAUGUCCUAUGCGCACAUCACCUACCUACCCAACCUCGGCGGUAAUGCCUUCUACAUCGCGCUCUUCGCCCUCUUCAUCCCCGUGCAAUGCUACCUCGGCAUCCGCCACCGCACCUGGGGCUACCUCUUCGGAGCCAUCUGCGGUUUGAUCCUAGAAGUUCUGGGCUACAUUGCGCGCAUCUACAUGCGCCAUAACCCAUUCAUCGACCGAUGGUUCAUCAUGUACCUCGUCUGCCUCACCAUCGCCCCCGCCUUCCUCAGCGGCGCCAUCUACGUCUCCCUCGCCCGGAUCGUCGGCGCCUACAGCGCGCAAAUCUCCCGCAUCAAACAACGCAGCUACAGUCUCAUCUUCAUCAGCUUCGACAUCAUCUCACUCCUCCUGCAAGCCGCCGGCGGCGCCAUCACGACCUCCAACUCCGCCUCCACCGUCCAAGACGGCAUCAACAUCAUGAUCGCCGGUCUCUCCUCCCAAGUCGCCUCCCUAACCCUCUACAUCGUCAUCGUAUUGGACUUCGCCUUCCGCGUCUACCGUCUCAGCACGAACUCCCCAUCCCCCAGUACCUCGAACACAACCUUCCGUCUCACCCCCCCCAGUAAACGCGAAUCCGAUAGCCAGGACCUCGUCCCCGGCGAGAACGAUGCCGAUCCCGAUACCGAUGGUCUCAUCACCCUGAACCCCGAAUUCGCCUCCCUGAGGGCGUCGAAUCGCUGGAAAGCCUUCCUGUUCUGUCAGGGUCUGGCCGUGGUGUGUAUUUACAUUCGGAGUUGUUUUCGAGUGGCCGAGUUGUGUGGGGGGUUUAAUUCGCAUUUGGCGAAUGAUCAGUCCACGUUUAUGGUGUUGGAGGGCAUGAUGAUUUCCAUUGCCGUUAUUGCCAUGAGUACCUGGGGGCAUCCCGGGAUUGGGUUUAAUGGGAGGUGGGAGGCGUUGAAUUAUCCGAUGUUUGGGAGUGGGAGGAAGAAGGGAGGGGAUGCGUAGGGGUGAUCUGCUUUAGGGGAAGGGUUAGGGGUGGAGGAUGAUGAUGAUGAUGAUGAUGCAUUUUUGGUGCUUUAUUUUUCUUGGGUUUGGGUGUUGGCUGGUCGGUGUUGGGUGUUUAGCGCUGUAUACUAGCU
Molecule: messenger RNA, 1488 nt
Organism: Aspergillus ibericus CBS 121593
Lineage: Eukaryota; Fungi; Ascomycota; Eurotiomycetes; Eurotiales; Aspergillaceae
Product: RTA1 domain-containing protein
Exons: 2
Coding region: 311-1354 (347 amino acids)
Cellular component (GO): plasma membrane; fungal-type vacuole
Source: RefSeq, a predicted model, not a curated record